AUGGCCAGGCCCAAGAGAGGCGUCCGCUUCCCCCACGGCGCCGCCGUCAACGGCCACACCAGUGGCUCUGAAGGCCGCCGAUCCAGCUUCAGCGGCAGCGAGGACGGCUCGGGCUCCCCGACGCGCACCAGGACAAAGGCCCAGGCCCAGCUGGCUCCCGUGCAAGAGAAACAGCCAACCGCCGAGGAAGAGUACCAGAAGAAAAAGGCAAACUUCAUGACGCGCACCUUCUGGACCUUUAGCAUGCUCGCCUUGUUCUUCACCGCCCUCUUCAUCGGCCACAUCUACAUCAUCGCCGUCAUCACCGCCGUCCAGAUUGUCUGCUUCAAGGAAAUCAUCGCCAUCGCCACUGUCCCCAGUCGUGCGCGCUCCAUCCGCGCCACAAAGAGCCUCAACUGGUACUGGCUCGCGAGCACAAUGUACUUUCUCUACGGCGAGAGCGUCAUCUACUACUUCAAGCACGUCGUCCUCGUCGACAAGAUGCUGCUUCCCCUCGCCACCCACCACCGCUUCAUCAGCUUCAUCCUCUACGUCUUUGGCUUCGUCUGCUUCGUCGCCACCCUCAGGCCCGGCCACUUAAAGUUCCAAUUCACAAACUUUGCCUGGACGCACAUGGCCCUCUACCUCGUCGUCGUGCAGGCCCACUUUGUCAUGAACAACAUCUUUGAGGGCAUGAUCUGGUUCUUCCUCCCGGCUGCCCUCGUCAUCACAAACGACAUCUUUGCCUACAUCUGCGGCAUCGCCUUUGGUCGCACUCAGCUCAUCAAGCUGUCGCCCAAGAAGACGGUCGAGGGCUUUGUCGGCGCCUGGAUCAUGACCAUUCUCUUCGCCAUGCUGCUCGUCAACAUCAUGAUUCGCUCGAAAUACUUCAUCUGCCCCGUAAAUGACCUUGGCGCCAACAUCUUCACCGGCCUCGAGUGCGAACCGAACCCCGUCUUCCUCCCUCGCACGUACCAGCUGCCGGAGCUCUUCUUCUUGCCGCCCAACACCAACUUUUCCCUCACCUUCGCCCCCAUGCAGAUCCAUGCGCUCGUGCUUGCGACGUUUGCCUCGCUCAUCGCUCCCUUUGGCGGCUUCUUCGCCUCGGGCCUCAAGCGCACCUUCAAGAUCAAGGAUUUCGGCGACUCCAUCCCCGGCCACGGCGGCAUGACGGACCGCAUGGACUGCCAGUUCAUAAUGGGUUUCUUCGCCUACAUGUACUAUCACACCUUUAUCGAGGUGCACAAGGUCACCUUGGGCUCCGUCCUCGAGACAGCCAUCACCAGUCUCAGCCCAGAGGAGCAGGUCGAGCUUGUGAGGAGCAUGUCUCGAUAUCUCGCCAACCAGGGUGUCGUAACUGAGAAGUUUGUCGGCUGUGUUGAACAGGCCAUCCUGCAACGAUGA
Molecule: messenger RNA, 1383 nt
Organism: Hirsutella rhossiliensis
Lineage: Eukaryota; Fungi; Ascomycota; Sordariomycetes; Hypocreales; Ophiocordycipitaceae
Product: cytidylyltransferase family domain-containing protein
Exons: 5
Coding region: 1-1383 (460 amino acids)
Cellular component (GO): endoplasmic reticulum membrane
Molecular function (GO): phosphatidate cytidylyltransferase activity
Source: RefSeq, a predicted model, not a curated record